UAAAGAGACAGUAGCAAUAUAGAAAAGAAAGAAGGCAGCAGAAGGAGGAGAAAAAGUCAGAGAAGGGGAAGGCUUUUUUAAACAUCCUGAUUAUUUGGAGUACCUUUGAGGGACACACACACACACACACACACACACAAACACUCCUGACUGAUGCUCCUGCUGGAUGGACCGACACCAUCUCCUCCUCCACCUCCAGCUGUGCACAUAGAAGACCGACCUCUGCGACCAGACAUGCAUUUCUACUAUGUGGGGGACCACACGUGGGCGACCAUGUUGGGUCAGAGUGUGCGGUUACAGCCUGUGCCGAUCCAGAGCCUGUCAGAGCUGGAGCGAGCCAGGUUACAGGAAGUCGCCUUGUACCAUCUGGAGGAGAGGGACCUGGACUUCAAGAUUAGCAUCCCGAAAGAAAUACGUAAACGGAGAAAAUCUCUACGCAGGAAGUUUGACUCCUUUUCAAAGGAAAAGAGGGAGCGAGAAUCUGCCCCCAAGGCAUUCGGCAUCCCCCUCUCCCAGGUCAUCGCCAAUGACCGGGCCUACAAGAUUCGGCAGGACGCCCUGAAGGAGAGCAGGCGAGACUGUCUGGACCUGGAGGCCAGCAUCCUGCGCUUCAGGGCCGAGAAGAGGCAGUUCUUCAACGGGAACAAGCCGCUGGUCAGCUCCUCUUCGAUCACAGGAGGAGGUCCCAGCUCGCCAUCAGCUAAUUCGGUGGCACCGGCGCCCAUAUUUGAGACCCAGAACAAACCAAUGUCGCCUACGUUUCUGGAUAACACCGGCCGAGGACAGAGGAGGGGCGGUCUGUCAGUGGACUCCAUCUCCGACCUCGUAGAGAGCCAGUCUCGCCUGCUGGAGGCGCUGCAGCUCUCCCACCCGGCCGAGCUGGAGCUGAAAAAGUCACCAGGUGGCAGCAGCUCGUCAGAGAAAAGGACCCAGACCAAGCUCAGCCUCAACCCCAUCUACAGACAGGUGCCCCGGGUGGUGGAGAGGUGCUGCAAUCACAUCGAGACCUACGGUCUUCAGACUGUGGGAAUUUUCCGAGUUGGUAGCUCCAAGAAGAGAGUGAGACAGCUGCUUGAGGACUUUGACAUGGGGGUGGACGUCCAACUGGAUGAGGAGCAAAGCGUCCAUGACGUGGCGGCACUGCUCAAAGAGUUUCUCAGAGACAUCCCUGAUCCUCUGCUGACCAGAGAGCUCUACCCGGCCUUCCUGCACGCCACCUUGCUGAGGGGAGCGGACCAGCUUCAGUACCUGCAGCACCUCCUCUACCUGCUGCCUCCCUGUAACUGCGACACUCUGCUGCGACUCCUCAGCCUGUUACACACAGUGCAGAGCUUCGCCCAGGACAGCAUAGGAACAAAUGACGAGGAGAUCCCCGGCAACAAAAUGACAGCUGCGAACCUGGCGGUGAUCUUUGGGCCCAACCUGCUUCAAAGGGAAAGAGGAGGAGAUAUGAGCCCUCACGCGAUGGGGAUUGAGGACAGCACUGCAAUCAUCAACGUGACCCUGGUGCUCAUACAGAACUACAAGAGGCUCUUCACAGUUUCUGCAGAGCUGCAGCAGGAGGUCCUGAUGAGUCUGAUCCAGACAGACCCAGACAUCAUUGACUAUCUGCUGCGUAGGAAACUCAGCGGCAGUCACCUGACAGUGGAGAGCAGCAGUGAGUCAGGAGGUCGUCGGGAUACAGGGGCGUCUCUGGACUCUGUGGGAGCAUCUAGUGGGAGUUUGUCUCCGCUGGAGCCUCCAUCACCACUUUUCCCACCCGAUGGCAGCGGUGGUGAGGGCAGCCUGACGAGCGAGGUCUUCCUCAACGUUCUCAAACUGAACCAGAACAGGAAGCGUCAGGAAACAAGAUACGGUGACGCCCCUUCAGGUAAAUCCAUCCGCCACAUGCGUCAGUUCCACUCCCACCACAACCUGCUCAGCCUGGCGCAGCCCUCCUUGUCCUCUAGAGGCCACGGUCAGGACCACGACUCCCAGGACCGCAGCAGGGGCCCGCUGGGCUCUGCACUGAGCUUCACACUGGCAGGCGUCAGCAGUGGCAGCUGCUCCAGUCUGACCGGGUCAACAGAGAACAGUAUCUGGGUGAGACAGACGCCGCAGGAGGAGAGCAAACCGUCACCGGCCUCUAAUUUCUGGGACUUCUUUACGGGGAAAGGGUCGAGCUCGGAGACGAUGGUAUGAUGAAGGGUGAGAAGAGGAGGAACAUGAAGGGAAGGAGUGUGUGUGAGUGUGUGUGUGUGUGUGUGUGUGUGUGUGUGUGUGUGUGUGUGUGUGUGCUUGUGCUGAUGCUGUCAGAGGUCAGAAAUCCCCCCAAAAAGUCGUCAGAUUUCCUGUUACAUUUGCAACAGCCACACGUGCUGAUUUAAAAGGAUGUUAAGAUCCAAUAAUAUUAAAAAUCUAAAAGUGUAUUUCUAGUGAUACAGAAGUGAUAACAUAAAUCCUCUGCAGCACUUCCAUGAUCCUAAUAUCUCCAUUGAAUUCUCAAAACCUACCUGACCUUACGACUUUAAGGGAGCAUGUUGUUGAAGAUCUACCCUGAUGGAAGUUGGUAUUUUCUGGCAUCUCUGGAAUGCAGCACGUGUAUGAAUGUAUAGUUGGGACACAGAAGAGGAAGGACAUUUUGGAAAAACGCAUCAAAAACUUUUUUCUUUUUUUUAAAAAGACAUUGGAUUUGUGACAGAAAUUGUUGCAAACUUUUAAGUACGGCUCACUCUGACUGACGUGGAAAAAAGUAAAUGAAGGAAACAAGACUGACGAACUCUGUUUAUGAGAUUAUAUGAAAGUGGAUGCAGUAACAAUUGUGAUGUACAUAUUGUGUACAUGAUGUAUUCAUAAUUUUACACACACAACUCUUGUCUUUACUGCGUAGAACUAUGUUACUAUGUGUAGCUGCAUGGACUCUACUAACACUUCUUUAUCUGAUACCUAUACUGAUAUCAUACCAGACUGUUUUUUGUUGUUUUCCUGUAACCUGCAAUAAGCUACAUUUACUAUCAAUGUAAUGUACAAUUCAGCUAACAUUCAGCUAGCAUCCAAAAAACCUUACUAUGACUCUGCAAAACAAAAAAUAAACAUAUUAAAGCCAGAACUUUGCUAAAUGUAUUUAUAGAUAGACAUCAGUUAAGUUUAUUUUAACACCAUUUACGUUGCUGUAUUUUAACAUGUGGUAAUGUCAUUUAUAUUGAAAUACAGUCAGUAAAAUGGAGUUGAAAUAUCAGUCAUACAUAAACUAGAUGUCUACAAGGGUUUAAGGUUUAUACCAAAGUCAUCUGUUUUAAGGAGAAAUAUUUUGACCUGCAAACCACCACAUCACUGCUUAUUAAGAAAGUGCAUCUAUGUUAGUUUAAGCUAACAGUUAUUUUCAUUAUCAGUCAAUUUAUCAAUUUAUAGUUUCAAAAAAAUUUGAAAAUGAAUGAUGAAAAUGAAAUUUUUUUUGCUUUAUAAAUUACUUAUUAACAAUCAAUUAUCAAUAGUUUAUCAACUGACGGGCAUUUAAUCUGUUUUUGACACACGUGUAAACCUGCUCAUCGUCGACAAACAAGACAAUCGAGUCAAACACUAAAUCGGGUGUGUACAGGCACUUUUUGUCAUCUCUCAAAAUUUAAAAUUUCAAUGUUAACAUCAGGACAUUCCCCUCAAAGAGCCCACAAAGUGUUAAAUACCUUAUCUUAGUGGUUCCCAACUGGUGGGUUGCAGUCCAAAAAUGAGUCGUGGGUCCAUUCUGAAUGGACCCCAGGUGAUCUUGAACUAAUGACUAAGGGGAAAUCUGGACCCCGUGGCUGGACCAGUUGGGAACCCCUGCCUUAUAUCAUAUGCAAACAGUAUAUAUAAAGCCUGAGUUUAAAGCACAGUACCAUGUUUGCUGUAUUUUAAGGAGCUCUGCAACAGGACCUAUUCACUCCAGAAAUAUGAACUUUGGAGAAUCCAGACCAAGAAUUUGGACACAACAGUUAUGAUGGAAACACGUUGAUACACUUGGAAUCUGUUAUCAAUCACAUAAAAACACAGAUGUUCACCAGCUGACAAAUUUCUGAGCACACAAACAGCUGCGCAUUCCACUACGCACUGAUGUGGUGAUUUGCAACCAAGUCAAAUUAUCAAACCUGGGCCAGAGUUGAUUGAUAUGUUAAUGUUUUAUGUCUAGGUCAGACGUUUCGCAUCACCUUGUCUCCUAGGGCUUCAGUACAGUGUCUUCUUAUGACCCCUUACCCAAAAGCUGCUCACACAUUUUGAAUUCUAACCUCCAGACUUCUUGGCAUUUCUCAGAGGUCAGAUGCUGCAUUCAAAUCUCAUGAGUCACAGUAACGACCAUUACCGUCUUUUCAGUUGCAUCUAUGUCAAUAUCCAAGUCAAGAUUGCAACUGGGAUAUUCAAAUUUUUCUGAAAGAUCCCGAUAAAAUUGGCUUGAUUUCUUUUAAAAACACGGGAGGGCCCAAAAGAAGGCCAUGAGCAAUGAAAGGAAAAACGACCCAAAAAAAAAAUAAAAAAGAGUGCUUAAAAAUUAUAAUAAUUCUGUAAGAUAAUUUUAGAAUUUGAAAAUAAUUAUAAAUACAGUUUUCCCUAGCUUUUUUCUUUUCCUCUAUUUUUUUCAAUAUAAUUUUCUAAAUUCUAAAAUGUUUUGCAAUUUGUGGGACAUUUCUCACCAUGGUAAACUUUACAAUCAAAUUUCUACCAUUUCUACUAUGAAUUCAAUAUUAUGUGACUGCGACAUAAACUUGUUCAGUAUUUCACAAGGUAAAAGCAACAAUAAAAAAGUAAAAUAAAAAAAAUUAUGUUAUUUUCUCCAGUAGAACUUGUUUAUGCCUCAAAGAAAUAAAGGUCUUUCAUUGUUUAAAGUGCUCUGAAACAUUUAAAAUUGAACAUCCACAAUUACAAACUGCAGACUGUGCAAUUCCACCUCCUUUGGAAGACAGCAUUGUAUGGUUGAAACUAAAUUUGACCUUUUGUUACCAAGGUCAAGAAUGAAUUAUUUCUUAUCAAGCCAGUCAUCUUGGGGACCUCUGAUCUAGGCUGUUCCAACAACUCUCCAAUACCCAUAUUUCAGUGUAAAGCAGUACUUGAAAUACUGUUGAAACAAUGGCUAUAUGUCUAAAAACCUUCAACCUGUCAACCAAAUUUUGCCCUGGACGUCUAGAGAUCUCUCCACCUGAAUCUGAAUACCUUUAACGAAUGUGGAGGCAUAAAUAUCUGUUUGUCAUAUUGUCAUAGAGUGUAGUUGCCUUUCUGUAACCACAGGAGGGCGACAUUCUCCACAUAAGUGCAACCUUUAACUCUCUCAUUGCUUUUCCUAUUAUCCACAGACUCAUAUAAUGUUGGUCAGAUAUGUAGAUUAAAUGUAUUAGGUUUGGGGAGUAGUGCCACACAACUAGAAACUGUAAAGAUGUUUUUGUUUUUUGGCCUCGUUGUAGAAAUCCAUGUUUCCAUUGUUUGUACAGAGCUGUUCCUACAUCCUCACAUUGUAUUUCUUCACCAUAAAUGCAGAAGUUGUACUGAGUCCGUCCUUCACCUCUGCAGGUGGAUUUAUCAUCUUCUCUUUUGGAUUCCUUUAGGAGAAAACAAGAUGUAUUGUCUUUUUGUCUGUUUUUUCUAUAUCGCUGUAAAAUCCAUCAAGACCUAAACCAGAGAAUGUACCACAUACCUGCAGAAAAUUAAAUGUCAA
Messenger RNA from Epinephelus moara (kelp grouper), 5659 nucleotides. RefSeq names its product Rho GTPase activating protein 36 (gene arhgap36). The transcript has 12 exons. The record is from RefSeq and is a predicted model, not a curated record. Gene Ontology annotation, biological process: signal transduction. Lineage: Eukaryota; Metazoa; Chordata; Actinopteri; Perciformes; Serranidae. The coding region runs from base 154 to 2181 and encodes 675 amino acids.